AUGCGAUCUCGCCGCGCUUAUCUCGCCCUCCUCGGCGCGUCGCUCGCGCUCGUCGCGCUCCGCCAGCUCGUCGUCUCCCCACCAUCCCCGCGUCUCCCCGUCCCGUCGCGGCGCCGCGCGCUGACGCAGAUAGCGCGCGAGAGCGAGACCCAGAGCGACUUUGACUUCUUGCCUGGCACCUCCGGCCCCGGUCCGACGUACUGGAUGCUCCGAGACUACGCGCGCGAGGUCCCCGCCGCGGAGGCGGAGCGCGCGAUCCUUACGCGCUCGAACGCGAUGGACGCGGCGUGGCGGUCGAACGCGAAGCGCGUCACCCCGGGGCAGGUUAUCCUCCUCCCGAGCACGCUGAACCGUCUCGCGGCGGCGCCGUGGGAGUGGGCGGCGGCGACGGUCGGCUUGGAACCCCUCGGCCAGGCGCUCGCGUGGUUCGGACGAUGAGUGUUAUACAUACCGCGUUACUGCACUACCGUAGCUACGAAUGAAUGAAUGAAUACGAUCUUCUAUCGCUUCCGAAGCGCGUCGCGCGCGAGCAACCGCAGGUUCUCGCGCGUCAGCCGCGCCGCGACGCCCCGCGCCGUCUCCGCGGCGAUCUCCGACGCCUCUCGCUUCGCCGCCGCCGCCGCCACCACGGGCGUCCACACCUUCGGCGCGCGCACGUACGUCUUCCGCGCUGCCUCCACGAGCGCGAGGACGUCCGACGCGGCGAGGAGGUCGCGGUGGCGGCGGCUCGAGGCUGACGUGUCUGCUGACGUGGCGCCCUCUUCCUCCUCCUCCUCCUCCUCCCCCGUCUCUUCCCUCGCGAGCCGCUCGACGUGCCGAUCCGCGGCGGCGAACGCGUCCCGCGUCAGCGACGCUCGCAGGACGGCGCCUUCCGGGGAGAGCACGUGCGAGAGCGCGUCGUCGACCGCGUCCGCGACGGCUUGCAUCUCGCGCGCGCGCGCGGCGUUCGAAUCCAAAUCCGAACCCGAAUCGAACCCCGCGCGCGAAGGGCACGCGAGCGAACCGAUCCCCUCCGCGAUCCCCGCGAGCGUCUCCGCGACUUUCUUCGCGCAGCUCUCCUCCUCCUCCUCCUCCUCCUCCGCGCCCGCGUCGCCGCUCUUCCCCUUCCCAUUCCCGCCGCCGCCGCCCCCCGCGUACGCGC
This is a messenger RNA of Micromonas pusilla CCMP1545, 1141 nucleotides long. RefSeq lists its product as uncharacterized. The record is from RefSeq and is a predicted model, not a curated record. Bases 1 to 438 code for a protein of 145 amino acids. The transcript has a single exon. Lineage: Eukaryota; Viridiplantae; Chlorophyta; Mamiellophyceae; Mamiellales; Mamiellaceae.